GAGAGUUCCGUGCUGGAAAGCGGGACCUGUCGUGCUAACUAGAAAGGUGUAGAAGCGGCGUAGAAACCGAAACCGAAAAUCGAGACCCUCAUAAACCCCACAACAAUAAGAUGCUGACACGUAAAUACGCGCAUCUAGCAACUUCACCUGAAUUUCUCUCGGAGACUUUUUUCGAUAAAAGAUUGGACUAUUUUCUCUCGGGACAAUAUUUAGGCCGUUUCGAUAUACAAUCGAAAUGCUGUAGACGUAUGAAGCUUGCAAGUCAAAGCUUAAAUGGGUCCCGGGUUCAUGAUAGACCCCGAGACCCGGGGAGUCUAACGAUUAAUAGAAAUAGAUGUUGAUCCACCAGCAUUACUAAUGUAGGUCGAAUGCCGAGGAAAUGAGGUCAUGUAUAUCAUGCGAAAAGGCGAAAUGUACUGCAUAACGUUACUGUAAUACUGUUUCAAGUGCCAUCUAUAAGAAGUGUUCGGUAUCUAUAGCUUAACUACAGAAGUUCGUCGUCAGGAGAAAACUCGCAAACGAGAUAACACACAAAUACAAACAUCAUGAAGGAAGCAAUCGUCAAGAAAGACACAUCCGUCGAGAUCAUCGACUCUCCGAUUCCUAAGCCAGGCCCUGGUGACGUGCUCAUCAAGGUUGUCAUUGCAGGCACCAACCCCAAGGAUUGGAAGAUCCCGAUUUGGCUCGGCGAAGAAAACAACAGCGGUGACGACAUCGCUGGUAUCGUCGAAGCCGUAGGCGAAAAUGUCGUCGGCUUCCACAAAGGCGACCGCGUAGCCGCAUUCCAUGAGAUGAGAACUCCCCACGGUGCUUUUGCCGAGUACGCGACCGCGCCAUACUACACAACUUUCCAUAUCCCCGAUUCAGUGUCUUUUGAAGAGGCGGCUACCAUUCCUCUCGCCGCGUACACUUCUGUCUGCGCUUUGUUCCAGGAGCUUGAGAUCCCCGAGCCUUGGUCCCCGCUUGCCAAGACUGAGGCCAAGCGUCCUCUUCUCGUUUACGGAGCUAGUACCGCUACUGGAGCUUACGGUAUCAAGCUCGCCGCAGCUGCAAAUGUUCAUCCGAUCAUCGCAGUUGGAAGCCAGCGCAGUGCAUUUAUCAAGCCAUUCCUCGACGAGAGCAAGGGCGACGCUCUUGUUGACUACACCGCUUACAAGACUGAGGAAGAGCUGGUCAAGGCAAUCCAAGAAGCUUUAAAGAAGGGGGGUGCUCCGGAUGGUCGAUGCUGGAAAGCCUUUGACAGUGUGUCUGAAGAUUCAACCAUCAGAACUGUUACCAAGGCCAUCGCCGGUCCUCCAGACUCGACUGGCCGAAAGCCAAAGCUGACCAAUAUCUUGAUGAAGACUGAAGUCGAGGGUGCUGACCCUAGCGUCGAUGUUGUUGUCUCGAAGGUUAGCCAUGUUCAUGACAAGGAUGAGAAGAACAAGCUCCUUGGUGUUGUAUGGGGUGCAGCGUUUGCUAGGGGUCUUCGAGAGGGUUGGUUCACAGCCCAUCCUUACGUCAUUGGUAAGAACGGCCUAGAAGGUCUCUCUGAGGGUCUGAAGGGUUUGAAGGAGGGCAAGACACGAGCUCAGAAGUUCUUGACUGUUAUUGGCGAGACACCAGGAGUCAGCGCUUAAGCUUGGAACAAGAUGCCUGAUGGUGCGUCUGUCUACAGUACAUAAUAGUCCCAGCAAAGUCUAUAGUCUAAUCUAACUUUUCAAGCGAGUCUAUACGCCUUUUUAUCUUCGUAAACCUUUCUC
This is a messenger RNA of Fusarium odoratissimum NRRL 54006, 1742 nucleotides long. RefSeq names its product NADPH2:quinone reductase. The record is from RefSeq and is a predicted model, not a curated record. NCBI's taxonomy places the organism in Eukaryota, Fungi, Ascomycota, Sordariomycetes, Hypocreales, Nectriaceae. The transcript is spliced from 2 exons. The coding region runs from base 546 to 1619 and encodes 357 amino acids. Gene Ontology annotation, molecular function: oxidoreductase activity, acting on NAD(P)H.